GAGUGCAUAAUAAAUGGCAAAUGGGAUUUGACGGCGAAGCCCCGAUGCACGAAAGCCCAAGACCUUUAGCCAUGGCAUACGAUCGCAAAAGAAGAGAAAAAGGAAGAAAAAUAUUGAAAAUUGCCAAGUAAAAUCAAUACGCGGGUUUCCGAGCCGGGGAGCCUCAUCUGGCGGUCAAUAUGGAGAAAUCGGGCCUUCUAAAAGAUGUACGACAGAUAAUCGGGGGAUUUAUUUAGAGCGGAUCCCCCCGAAUCAAUGGUAGUGUUGUAUUUUUUCGUUUUCAAUCUCAUAGUCAGCCACCUUAAUACAAUAUGGAUAACUCGUGUACAAUUCUGGAUUCUUCCAGCAAUAUGCCUGAACCAUUCUGUGUUUCUCGGAUUUACGUGGUUUCUAUUUGCAUACUUCCUUUACAAUGUCCACGGAGCCAGGGGCUUGUUACAUUUGCUAUCUCGCGGUAGGGAGAAGUUAUUAUUUUGUGUGAUGGGGAAUGAUACAAGCAGUGUCCCCUCGGAGGCUAACACCCCAGUCUCCCCGUCCUCGGAAUGGCAGUCCGUCUACUCCGUGGGCUCCAAGAGGCGCUCCUCCGUCUCCUCCACCCGACUCCCCACGCCGACCGAGCCCCCGGAACCGGAUCUCAGCCACCUGUCAGAGGAUGAAAUCCGGACCAUCCGCUCCGUUAUCGGCAGGGCCAAAACCAUGCAGCAAGAGGAGCAACAGAGGAUAAGGAAGCUCGAGGAAGACUACAUUGCGCAUGCGACAACAGUUGAACAGAGGGCGCUGUCAGUGGAAACGGAGAAAUCAGAAGUUCAUUUAUGUCCCAUCUGCCUUAAAAAUGAGCUCAGUUUGGAUGAACCCCCGGGCAUUCGCUCGGGUCAAAACAUAUGCAAUGACUGUGGAGUUCUCACGUGUAGUGACUGUGGAGCUUUCCAGGAAUCUAUCACGUCUAAGCUUCAGGACUGGGUGUGUGUUGUCUGUGGAAAGAGACGGAAGUUGGUGUUCAGUACAGGGCUGUGGCAUCCUGGGAUUCACCCCACGGACGACAUUCCCCUGGAGAAAGAGCUGGCGAGUCAGUUAGACAAACUGAAGACAGAAGAACAAGCCAAACCUCCACUCAAAAAAUCCACGUCAAUUGAUCAAGCGCCAAAACGACCACCACUACCUCGGCAGAAAUCACUUCCGGUUCCGGUAGUCCUACCCAAGGUUCCGGAGACAACCGUGUCCCCUCAACAGACCCCAAGUCAGGUCAGUCUGUCUGGCCGCUCUGACGUCAUUGUACCCGAGAGCUCGGAGUCCGAGGACUAUGCAACCUUACCAGCAAAAGCCAAGUUUAGCUCCGCGCUGUGGAAUAUGGUUGGAAGCUGUGCUAUGGGACCGAUGGGUCGGAGUGCACAUUCACGUAGUGAUUCCGAGUCAUCGGAUGUGACGUCAGACGUUGAUAUGGUGGAUGUAUCUAUGCAAUAUCAGCAGGGAGACGCUAUCAGUCCUGACGACGGAAGUGACGAUUACUCCAUGAUGAGUAUCGGCAGCAGCGGGGAAGAGAGUCUGAAGCGGAAGCCAAAACAUCGCCCCAAAUCUCUCAGUAUCCCGAGAUCUCAGAGUGCCACGUCAUCAGACGACGAGACUUCAGACAGCAAUGUUAGUACAGACACAGAGUGCCGCUUGGCUCAUCUUGAAGGAAUGGAUGGUGAACUAGUUGCGCGCGCAGCUUCUGCCUUUGCAGAAGAAAUGGAAGACUUCCAAUCGCAUGAUCCGUGGAAAGAACUUCAGUUGAAACCAGGAGGUGAUUUGCAUGACGAUAUGAAGAAGAGAAGCCCGUAUGCCCCACGGAGCCCUAGCUGGAGGGAGGGGUUGGAGAGUCCACCCUUUUCUCCGAGACGUCGUGACUCUUACCCAGGGAAAAAACGAGGGUCCCCGACCCGUUCCCCAAAAGAACGGCAUCACUUCACGUUCGCUGAGCUUCCCACGUCACCGACAGCAAAACAACCGCAGUCAGAGACGGACGUUCUUUACGCGGCGGAAUACCCGGAUGAUCAGCCAGCAUAUAUUCCCGGAGUUCAUCCUCUUGACGACAAAAAUGUUCACGGUUAUGCAUCUGGUUAUGAUAAAGAAGGACAAAGGGAACACGUGGAUAUUGUUGAUUACGAAUGUGAGCCUAGAAUAAUUGCACGUAUACCUGAAUCAACUGCCUGUAUGGAUUUAGCUACGUAUGCCGCCACUAUCGCUAGCAACACGGCAAACCUAACUCAAAUGUCAGUGUCUCCGACAAAUCUUAAUGUUCACUCGAAUAGGGAGAAUAUGAUAUCUCCCGACUCUCAAGGGAGUAAUGGAAGUGCGUCCCCAAUAUCACCCGGGUAUUACGAACACGGGACUAUUCCUGAGGAGGACGAGGAGGAGGAGGAGAUAGAGCUCGCCGAUCCCUCCUCUAAAUCUAUUGACUAUCAGGGAAGUAAACGCCAGAAAGCCCGCCCCCCGUCAACCGACUGGUCCCCGGUGAUUGACCUCUCACCUAUCCUGGACGUGUCGCCCUCUAUUGAGGAGGCGGAGCAGGAAGACAUGUUAGUGAUUCAGGAGCAGGAGAGGAGGAGGAGGGAAUCACAAGAGGAGGACACUUCCGGUGAGGAAUCGAAGCACUUUUUCCAACCGGUGAAAGAGGAGGACGAUUUAAAGUCUUUCUACGGACUAAAACGAUACGAUCGUGUGGAAGAUAUUUGUAAGUUGUUGGAUGUUCCUGCUAGUGAGUUUGAAGACAUUAAGAAAAGCCCGGACACACAAGGGAAUGUUUCUAUUACUAAUACUGCUGGUUCUUCGCAAAUGGCUGUCACCACAACAGAACAGCCGUUUGUGUGUACAACAUCUGUUUCCUCGAACACGACCACUACAGAUAUACCCCCACAGACGUCUUCAGAAAAUAAGAUAAAACUUAACAUGUCUAAUGUUUUAAAUUCCUCGAAAGGAAAAAUGGACUCUGUAGAUGCAGCCUCUCCUAGUUCAGAUAAGUCUGAUGGAAAAGGUGACGGUAAAUCAAAGGAGAGCAAAGUAAGACGAAAACUGCCAGAGCCCACCGCCGACAUGAUAGCUCAACAUUCCAGAAAGAAGAAGCCCCUGCCGCCACUACCGCCCACUACCUUACAAAAAGAUCCAGAAAGCGAGCAGAAAAAUAAAAACUAUGCCACAGUGAUUAUACCAGAAAGAAAAUUUACGUCUGCUGCGUCAAAGUCGUUGUCGGAACCCCCGCCUGCCAAAAAUUUGAAGGAUCAAAUUCAGAAACAAGAUUCGGAGGAACGGAGACGAAGAGCAAAAGAUCUGAAAGCCAAGCCGGAUCCGUUACUGAUACAGCAUAUUGAAGCAGAGGAAAAGUCACUGUCUCCUCAAUAUAAAGUUUUGGAUUCUCCACCGAGUCCGGAAUCUAGGUCAUCGUUAAAACGAGACUACUCGGACAGCACUUCUGUGUCGCCAUCUUCAUCUCCCGACCGUGAACUUUACCCCUUCCCGUCCCCGGUCACGCCCCCCGACUCAGAUUCCUCCCCGCCCAAACCCCACUCCCCCUCCUCCCCCGGGACGGACAACUUCGAAGACGACGGAGAACCGAAAGACAGGGCGCCCUCCGCUGAACCGAUUUACGAGUGUAUCUUCCCGGUGCCUGCUGGGAAAACUGAGACUGUGGGAAAAGUCACGACCGGAAGAGGAAGAAGCAGGAGAGCUGAUCAGUCUGCUGUAGAUGGCAAAAAAGUGAGACGGAAAUUACCACCACUUCCGCCGGAAGAGGCGGGCGCAACUCCGCCGCCAAUACCACCCAAACCGAAAUCGUACAGCGCAGCCCGCCGGAACCCUCCUCGGCACAGGUCCGGGUAUAUCACGCCCUCGUCUACUAGUGAUGAAUCGAUGAAUGAGGAAGAUUUCGAGGUCGCCAUGCUCACGAAACAGCGUCGCAUGAAUGAUUUAGACAAACCGUCACUGGACCGAUGGAAUGGGAAUUACCUACCGCCUGACAUGGAUGAUUCUAAAGUUAGGAAAAACGUGAAACAAAUGUAUAAUGAAGAUGUGAAGGCUAAUAUACCUCCUGAUGGUGCUGUGCAAUCUAAAGUAGGAGCUAUGGAUCAGUAUAAUAAAGAAAAAGACGAAACAGAUCAAAUAAUUGAUUCUUUGAUUACUAUAUAUGGUGUGCCAAUAACACAGGCAAUGAAAUCAUUGAAGAAACGCCUACAAGAUGAGUUAAGACGUGUGACGGAAGGAAGAAGGCGUCGAAUUGAAGAAAUUGAGGAAAUUCGAGCUUUACAAGCUCAAAUUUGUGAAUUAAAACUCAGUCAGGAUUAUGCAAAAGUGCAAGCCAAACGAAAUGCUCAAAAACAAGCCGCUGUAAAACCCGCAGGUCCCAGCAAUAAAAAACGUGGAUCCGUUCCUAUGGCUGCCCCUAGAUCCUCUCCUCAGGUAAUGCCCCGUAGGUCCCGCCACAAGAGACAGUCUAGCGAUCCAAUGAUCUCUAAGUUCUCUCCAAUUAAGGAAGACAAAGACAUUGAGGCCGAUUUUCAAUUAAAAGCACACAAGGAAACUACUCAGAAGUACAUUACAGAUGACAGCUCUCAAUCAGGUCUGUCAGAUAAUGAAAGUAUUCGUUCUGAGCCGGCCUUUAAUGCUAGAGUCAAGAAAACUAAACCGUCUGCGUACACGGAUAUGUUCUUUAAUCAAAACACCCCAAAGCGAAAGCCAAAUAUUGAAUCUUCCUCUUCUUUUCCUUCAUUGCCUCCUAAAUGUCAUUCAGACACUAGUCUACCAGAAAAAGUUAAAUCAAAAGGAGCAGUGUAUGUUUCCGAUGAUGACGAAACAAAAGCCAGGGAAGACAGGAAACAAAAACUUCAGCAAGAAAUUGACAAACGUAAAAAGAAACUCGAAGAAACCACAAAAUUGAAAACUGAAUUGUUCAAUUUGACACGACCAGGACAGGUGAUGGCCCAUAGUUAUGACGACAUCCCAAGAAAAUCAAGUCGAACAUUCCCAUCGACUCGCCCGAUCCCGACUGGAAUUAUCAAACCUUUAGAAGAUGACGAGGAUUUUGAUGAUGUUUCAGACGAUAAUGAAUUUGUCACCAGAAGUCAUCAAGAAAUUAGUAAAGCGAGUGUAGUGGACUCCAACGAGGCUAAUUAUAGCUCCUCUGAAUACCUGGCUCACAAACAGGAAUCUGUGAGACGAAGGCUAGAGGACGUGACGUCAUAUUCAAGUCCCUAUUUAUAUACCGGAAGUCUCAAUGACUCUCGUGUUUCUAAAACUUCCAAACAGAAGGUAGACUUUUACCUAGACCCCGCGGCUAGGGACGCUGUUAUAACUAGCAGUGUGACCUUACCUGACCUUCACUCUAAACGAACAGACGUGGAGUAUCAUGCUUCCAAGGACUAUGGAGCUGUGUCAGACACGGAGACCAGUCCUCCCAGCGACUCCACCCCCGCCAUGCCUCUACUCGCCGAUGUGAAAGAGAAGUCCAGGCAGAUCAUUCACGGCAUCGGAACCGGAAGCAGGCCGGUAUCUGCUGAGUUCAACUUUUCUGGGGGUGUAGAAGACCUGAUGAACGGCAUGCAUCGUGUGGAGAGCGAUAACAGCGUGGACGCGGACGAACCGAUCAUGAAGCACAUGAUGGAGGGCGGGGUCACCAUCCUUAAACAGCUAGAACGGAAGAAACAGCCUCCCCGACCCCAGCCGAAGGUGUACGAUUUCCCCAUAAAGAGGAUUUUACUGACACGGGACCCCAAGGAUCGAUCCAUCAAAGCAGGGAACGGGCUGGGAAUGAAAAUCGUGGGUGGUCGAACCAUUCCGGGGACAAAAACAGUAGGUGCCUAUGUAGCCGCUAUUUACCAAGGAGGCGUGGCUGAACAGUUACUCGGGGAACUACAAGAGGGUGACCAGAUCCUGGAGUGGAAUGGCAUCGAUCUCUCGGACAAGACUUACGAGGAAGUCCAAAAAAUCAUCUGUCAGCCGAACGGGGAAAUCGAGCUGGUAGUGCGCCCAGCUCCCUACAGAACCGGCGGAUCCAAGGAAGAGGAGGGGUGUGUUUCCUCCUACGAUAACCUGGAGUUCGUCUCGGACGAUGUCUACGAGAAGUGUAUAAAAUCUAAUCAUGGUGUGGAUCCCGGUCAGCUAGCAGCUCAGUUAGAGGGGAUUAAGGAGACAGGCUCCCCUAACACGUCUCAGUCCUCGUCCCAGCCCGACUACUACACCCCCAGCGUAUCCUCUCAAUGUAGCUCCCCCCGGUCUGACCCCGCCUCUACGUCCUCCGACAGACAGCGGGGAACCAGCUCAGACGACAGAAAUCACAGAACCAGCAUAGAGGACAGGCAAAUGAGGACUAGUUUAGAUGAGAGGUCCCAUAGAACCAGCGUAGAGGAUAGACAAAUGAGAACUAGUUUAGAUGAGAGGUCCCAGAGAACCAGUGUAGAAGAAAGACAAAUGAAAAGUUUAGAUGACAGACCUCAAAGGACUAUGUCCAAUGACAGAAUUCAGAGAUCAAGCUUAGAGGAAAGAUCGCAGAGAACUAAAUUAGAGGAGAGGUCUCCAAGGUCCAGUUUAGAUGAACGGCAGAGGAGACUGAAUAUGGCGCCAGAAGACAGCAACCAGAAGGGGAAUUCUUUACCGAGGCUGGAGUCCGUGGACAAAGUAGACAAGUGCACGCAGCAAGAAGAAAAAGACUGGGGUGAGAUACAGCUGCAACUAAGUCAUGACGAGUACGAGAGUACCCUUCAUAUCCACGUCAUUCAGGCCAGGAACUUAAAACCCAAGGACAUUAACGGACAGUCCGACCCCUUUGUCAAAAUCUAUCUCUUGCCAGGAAGAUGUUCGGAAAAUAAGAGGAGAACUAAACACAUUUCUCGGACAUUAAACCCGGAAUGGCAUCAGACGGUGGUAUUCCAGAACCUACACCACGAGGAGGUUAAAUAUAAAACACUGGAGAUCACCGUGUGGGACUACGACAGGUUCAAGGCCAAUGAUUUUCUGGGGGAAGUCGUCAUAGACCUCUCAGUGGAGGGCAUGAUAUAUAAAAUUUUUCUGAAAAUGACUGAUUGGCUGAAACCUCAUUGGGGUGUGGAACUCCCCAAACCCACGGUGCUGCCACCUGCAGGCAGGACUAACGACGUACGGAAAACUCUGACGUCACAGAGCGUCUACAGGACGUCCCGAAAGGGAGGUGACAAACCUGAAGCCAUGGGGCGGAGAAGGCGUUCCCUUGGUAACCUGGCGGACGUAGACCGUUCUUCUACCUCUGAUUCCUUGGAAACUUCCUCUACUCGUUCGUCACCUCUUCUACUACGUCACAAACCAUGUGAUAUGCAACUUCAGUAUUCUGCGCAUGCACCUGGUAAUGUAACCCAUUGUUUCAGUGGUUUGUCGCACAUCCUGUCUCUAGCACGUCAUUUCCUGUCUCCUUGUUCCCCGAAGAGAAAACCUACUUCCGGUGCACGUUCAUUUCGGCGGUUCUUUCAUAAGACAAAAAAUGAAAACAGGAGUAUGACAACGUACUGGCAUUACCAAAGUUUUGAUUGACCAAAGUGUAUAUCUAGGAUCUUUUUCCAAAGCAGCCUGUGAUAUAAAGUGUACAAAGUUAUGUUAAGUGUGUAGUAAGCAAACGGAGGAGACACUUAAGUGAGUUUACAUACAAAUGCGGCAUGUGGUGUAUGUGUAAUGAACAUAAAGCUCUCCUUUAUAUUAUUAUGAGGUCAGACAAUGAUUUCUUGUGAUAUCUAUUUUAUUUAUUUUCUUUUGUCUUUUAAAUAAAUGAUAAAAUUGUGUAGGCAGAAAUAAAAUUUUGUUAACCCAA
Messenger RNA from Saccostrea cuccullata (small rock oyster), 7801 nucleotides. RefSeq lists its product as uncharacterized. Gene Ontology annotation, cellular component: glutamatergic synapse; GABA-ergic synapse; axon. The record is from RefSeq and is a predicted model, not a curated record. Gene Ontology annotation, molecular function: small GTPase binding; structural constituent of presynaptic active zone. The transcript is spliced from 22 exons. Bases 256 to 7527 code for a protein of 2423 amino acids. NCBI's taxonomy places the organism in Eukaryota, Metazoa, Mollusca, Bivalvia, Ostreida, Ostreidae. Gene Ontology annotation, biological process: presynaptic active zone assembly; intracellular protein transport; protein localization to synapse.